AUGAGCAGAGGCGGCACGAUCAGGGAGGUUGAACGGAAAAUCCUCAGCCACCUCCACGGCCGCCGUAGCCGGAUACAUCUUACCCAAAUCCAUGCUCACAUCCUCCGCCACCACCUCCACCAAUCCAACCACAUCCUCUCUCACUUCAUCUCCGUCUGUGGCUCCCUCCGCAAAAUGGACUACGCCCAUCUCAUCUUUCUCCAAACCCACCACCCCAACAUCCUCCUCUACAAUUCAAUGAUCAAAGGUUACUCACUCUCACCACCCUUCCAAACGUCACUUCACUUAUUCUGCACCAUGAAGAAACACCGAAUUUGGCCUGAUGAGUUCACCUUCGCUCCUAUACUUAAGUCAUGUUCCAAUCUUUCCGACGUUAAAUUCGGGCAAACGGUACAUUCUCAGGUUGUUUCACUUGGAUUUCAUUGUUUCAGUGCUAUUAGAGUCGGAAUAGUUGAAAUGUAUACAAAAUUUGGAUUAUUGGAAGAUGCCAAGAAGGUGUUCGAUGAAAUGCACCAAAGAGAUGUAAUCAUUUGGAAUUUAUUGAUUCAUGGGUAUUGUAAAACAGGAAACGUAGAUAUGGGGUAUAACCUCUUUAAACAAAUGAAAGAGAGAAACAUCGUUUCUUGGAAUACAAUGUUAUCUUCCCUAUCAAAAAGUAAUCGGGAUUUUGAAGCCAUGAAACUUUUCCAUGAAAUGCGCGAUAAAGAAUUCGAACCUGAUGAGGCAACAAUCGUGACAAUGCUUCCAGUUUGUGCACGUUUAGGCGAAGACAACAUCGGGCAAUGGAUCCAUUCAUAUGCAAAAUCAAAUGGAUUCUACCAAAAUCAUGUUUCUGUAUGCAAUUCACUUAUCGAUUUCUACUGCAAACGUGGAAAUCUUGAUUCUGCUUUCAUGGUUUUCAAUGAUAUCCCAUCAAAAACCGUUGUUUCUUGGAACAUCAUCAUCUCUGGUUUGGGUUUCAAUGGGAAUGGCGAAAAGGGGUUAUCUCUUUUUGAUGAAAUGAUCAAGAACGGAUUUAACCCUAACGUAUCCACUUUUAUUGGGGUUUUAUCAUGUUGUGUACAUUCAGGGUUGAUUCAAAGAGGAAGAGACUUGUUUUCUUCAAUGGCGUUGAAUCAUAAGAUUGAGCCAAAGCUUGAGCAUUAUGGGUGCAUGGUUGAUCUUCUUGGGCGUGGUGGGUUUGUGAAAGAAGCUUAUGGAUUGGUGAAAAGUAUGCCAAUGAAACCAAAUGCUGUUUUAUGGGGUGCAUUGUUGAGUUCUUGUUGUAAUUUUGGUGAGAUGGAAGUUGCAGAAGUAGCAAUUAAGGAACUUAUAACUUUGGAGCCAUGGAAUUCUGGGAAUUAUGUAUUGUUGUCGAAUUUGUAUGCAGAAAGAGGGAAAUGGGAUGAAAUUGAGAAGGUUAGAGUGUUGAUGAUGGAUAAUAAGAUUGAGAAAGCACCAGGGCAAAGUAUGGUUAGGUAA
Lactuca virosa is the source of this 1461-nucleotide messenger RNA. Lineage: Eukaryota; Viridiplantae; Streptophyta; Magnoliopsida; Asterales; Asteraceae. The record is from the annotation of a GenBank genome assembly.